GUGGCAGUUUCUGACCAGGAUGUGUCUGUGUUUGCAGGUGUCCAGUGUGAGGUGCAGCUGGUGGAGUCUGGGGGAGGCUUGGUCCAGCCUGGGGGGUCCCUGAGACUCUCCUGUGCAGCCUCCGGAUUCACCUUCAGCAGCUAUGCCAUGAGCUGGGUCCGCCAGGCUCCAGGGAAGGGGCUGGAGUGGGUGGCAGUUAUAUGGUAUGAUGGAAGUAAGCAAUACUACGCAGACGCCGUGAAGGGCCGAUUCACCAUCUCCAGAGACAACGGCAAGAACACGCUGUCUCUGCAAAUGAACAGUCUGAGAGCCGAGGACACGGCCCUGUACUACUGUGCGAGAGACACAGUGAGGGGACAUCAGUGUGAGCCCAGACACAAACCUCCUGCGGGGACGCGCGGGGCCGCCAGGGGGCGCCCAAGACACGGGAGCAGAGUCAGCCCAGAGGACAAUAAUGGUUCUAUUUUUCACAUCUUCGUCUUCUCCUUCUUCUCCAAGAAAAUGGAGGGUGUGGUCUCCGUGCCUAAAUCCCGGGGCUCAGGCCCUUUACCUGGAGCUCGGGUGUGGCCCAGGCUGUGGCUCCUGUGGGACCGGGGAAACAUUGAUGGGACUGUGUCACCCACCACUGCUGGGACCCUCCUGCUGUCACCUGGGCCUGGACUCACGUUGGAAAUGCAAGUGGCCAUUAGUAGCUGA
This is a messenger RNA of Lemur catta (Ring-tailed lemur), 696 nucleotides long. RefSeq lists its product as uncharacterized. The transcript has 2 exons. NCBI's taxonomy places the organism in Eukaryota, Metazoa, Chordata, Mammalia, Primates, Lemuridae. Gene Ontology annotation, molecular function: antigen binding; immunoglobulin receptor binding. Gene Ontology annotation, cellular component: blood microparticle; external side of plasma membrane; immunoglobulin complex, circulating. Gene Ontology annotation, biological process: phagocytosis, engulfment; positive regulation of B cell activation; B cell receptor signaling pathway. The annotation marks the transcript as partial. The record is from RefSeq and is a predicted model, not a curated record.